This is a messenger RNA of Linum trigynum, 210 nucleotides long. Lineage: Eukaryota; Viridiplantae; Streptophyta; Magnoliopsida; Malpighiales; Linaceae. The record is from the annotation of a GenBank genome assembly.
AUGGCGGCAAACAAUUUCGAGAUCAAGCCGGCUCUAGUUACUAUGAUACAAAGCAAUGCCCUCUUCCACGGCCAUGAGAGUGAGUCACCAAGAGAGUACGUGCAGAGAUUCUUGGAGCUCGCGGGGAGCUUGAAGAUUAAUGGUGUGCCGGCCGAGGCUUUGCAACUAAGGCUUUUCCCGUACUCACUCUCGGGGAAGGCACUUAGGUAA